Molecule: messenger RNA, 3129 nt
Organism: Prorocentrum cordatum
Lineage: Eukaryota; Dinophyceae; Prorocentrales; Prorocentraceae
Source: the annotation of a GenBank genome assembly
AGGCUGUUUGGCCCAAGGCGUAGCGGCACAAGGCCGCCGCAACGCCUGAUGCGCCCCGCCGCCCUGGCAGCCGCUGCCAGUGCAUCAAGGGCAACCACAUGUCAGCGGGUAUCGCGCUGAGCGCUAUACUACCAUCGGCCGCCGCGGAUCUCCAGGAUCCCCCUGAGAAUGAGGACGGCACGGCGGACUGGAUACCUGUGAGGCUCCGGGCGCGGUGUGCUUCGCAGCCUUCCGUCGCCAGUCGGCCCGGAAGCAGCCGCGGCUUCUCGCUGAGGAGGAAUUCGGUCAUCGGCAAGAUAGCAAACGCGAUGCCCCAGAUGCCCGGCAACAAAGCCCAGGUGCUGCUCGCGCGAGUCUGCCAGGAGGAGGAGUCCUUCGUGUGCUACAGGGCGCCCUCCGCUUCGUCGCCGCUGAGCAGGUCCAGGAGCCCCGCCGCGGGCAGGGAGAAGGCCGACAGCGACCUGGAGCUGGUGCUGCGCGUGCCCCUGUGCUGCGCGCUCGUGGCCCUCGUCGGCGACACGGCCGUCACCCUGACGAUGCCCGCCCAGGAUCUGGUGGAGAAGCUGAGGGGCCUCCGAAAGCCUGCCUGCGAGCUGUUCAGCACCCUGAAGGGCCAGCCCCAGUGCGACCAGCCGAGCGCCCCCCAGAGCUGGACCUGGGAGUGCAAGACGCCGGAGGCCGCGUCCCUGCUGCUCGAGCGCCUGCAGGCGGCCGGCUGCAUUGUCCAGGGCCUGCAGCGGAGGUACCAGCUGAUGGAAGUGAUCGGGAACGGCAGUUUCGGGGUGGUCUUGAAGGCAGAGGACCGGCACACGGGCACGACUGUGGCCAUCAAGGUGUUCACGAAGGAGUACGACGAGAAGCUGAUGCACCCGCUGCUGGAGGCCACCAUCUUGAGGAGCCACCACCACGAGAGCAUCCUAGAGAUCUUGGGCGUUUACGCGGUCACCGAGCAGGAAACUCUGGACAUGCUGGGCGUUGAGCUUCCCAUCACGUACGCGAUCGUCUCCGAGUUCCUCGCGGGCGGGGAGCUGCUCGAGCACCUCCAGCGCUCAAAGUGGUUCUCCGAGGACGCCGCGCGCUGCCUGGCGAAGCAGCUGCUGUCCGCCAUCUGCCGGCUGCACGAGGGCUCCAUUGUCCACAGGGACAUCAAGCUCGAGAACCUGAUCCUCACUGGUACCGGCAACGCGCUGAAGCUGAUCGACUUCGGGCUCUCCGCGUUGGUCAGUGACCGCGAGGCGAUGAGCAUGAAGGCGGGCUCGCCGGGGUACAUUGCUCCAGAGGUGCUCAGCGAACCGCUGACGUGCAAAGCCGAUUGCUUCAGCACCGGCGUCAUACUCUACAUCCUGCUGACAGGCGAGACGCCCUUUCCUGGAAAGAACGCGAAUGAGGUACUAGUCAAGAACAUGCGCUGCCAGGUGAACAUGUCCCCGCUCGCGAAGGUCUCGGCCGAGGCCAAGGACUUGGUGAUGGGCCUCUUGCGAAAGAACCAGCGGGAACGCUUGUCAGCGGCUGCGGCGUUGGACCACGUCUGGUUCACGCAGCCCGCCACGCCUGCUGCGCCAGUGGCGCCGGCCACACCCAGGACUGGGCCAGCGGCGCCCAGGGGGCGCCACCUCCCCGGCCUCAGGACGCCGCAGCACUUCAUCACUCGACGGUCGCCUGAAACUUGUAGGGCUGCUGCCCUGACCAGGAGGCCAGAUGCCACGCCCGCCGUGGAGCUGGACCUGGGGGAAAGCCUGCCGCACAAUGCCAGCGUGGUCAGGCGCAGGGUCCUGUCACCGGAGAGCGACCGCAGGCCGUCCCCCACGGCAACUCCCCGGGCGACCGGUGCCAGCGCCGCCAGGGCCCUCGCCGCCUCCGCCGUGGCAGCCGCGGCGGUGCCGCCACGCCAGGACUGGGCCUCGGGAGGCCCCUCGGCGGCGGCCGCCAACGCCUGCGCCCCACCGGAGCCGCAGCGCAAGGGCUUCUGCGUCUCGGUGGCGCCGCCGUCGACGGCGGAUGCCGCGCCGCACCUGCUCGACGGCGGCGCCGAGUGCCCGCCGCAGCGGAAUACGUCGCCGGCACCGGCGGUCGAGCGCUUCACGAUGCAGCACGGCCGCAUGCAUGAGGCCCUCUCGGCCAGCAGGCACUGCGCUGCGGACGCCGCGCCACGGAGCAGCUCGGCACGCCCCGUGCAGGCGUGGUCGAAGCAGGCGGUGCCAGACCGCGUCAGCUUCGUGGAGAGGGCGGAGAGGCCCUCGUUCAGGACGGAGAGGCCCUCGUUCCACAGCGAGGCCCCCUCGCACGUGAGGAAGGCGCGCAAGCUGCCGAGGCCUGAGGAGAAGUCGCACGGCCUCUUCGCGGUCACGCCACACGCCAGUGCACCGGGGCAGGAGGGCCCGGUUGUGCUGCUGGCGGAUCCGGACAAGGCUGGCAUCGGCGCGGGAUUGGCGCGCGUCCGGCUGCCGACCCAGCCGCCCCCCAUGAGGUACAGAAGACCCGUGGGGCUCCAGCACCACAGGCUCAGCAGCCUUCAGCGAAGCUGAAUGGCGGCGCGACCGUCACGCCGCCGCCCGCCACACCGCUGCCCCUGUGGGGGCUCGCUCGUCUAUCAGUGGUGCUUCAGAACGAUGCGCGCAGACGCUCAAUCUGUCUUCUCGUUUCAACGUUUACCACGACGGUGGUGCGACCCCUUUUGAAAAAACCCUGGCAGGUCCGAGACAGCCUCUUGCUCUUUUCCAGAAGCUGUGCUCACACUGAGGAGCUCCUAUUGCGAAGGCCUCAGGGCCGGUGCCGCCGACCCUGAAGGGGGACGACGACGACGACGCUUUGGCCUCUUGGGGGUGCUCUUGGGGCUCUCCUGAGCCUCUUGCGUGCUUCUCGGGGUGCUUCUCGCACGCGCCGGCAGGGUCAGCGGACUCGGUCUGCUGCGGCUGGGUGACCUGGGGGUUCGCCCGCCCCGUGCGAUGGCCGCGUGUGGCAGGGACUCUCGGCGGCGAGCCUGAGGGGAAGUGAGAGUGGGCGGGCCCUCUCCUCAGGAGGCUCGGAAGGCCGCUUGCCCUUGCUAGAAGCUCUCGAAGUCUUCCCAGCAGACAGACACGGCUUCGCGGAAGCUGCCCGAGCCUCCCCCAACGGCGGAGAGAAGGAGGA